This is a messenger RNA of Pseudogymnoascus destructans, 363 nucleotides long. RefSeq lists its product as uncharacterized. Bases 1 to 363 code for a protein of 120 amino acids. The transcript is spliced from 2 exons. Gene Ontology annotation, molecular function: nucleic acid binding; zinc ion binding. Lineage: Eukaryota; Fungi; Ascomycota; Leotiomycetes; Thelebolales; Thelebolaceae. The record is from RefSeq and is a predicted model, not a curated record.
AUGUCAAGCGGCGAGUCGAGCUCCCGAGGACCCGCUCGUCUGAGCUCAUCUAGGUUCACACCCGCUGAGCCCGGAAGAACCCAACCGCCGAGGCCUACAAGAAGCCCUCUGGUCUCCUUCCAGAGGACUCCUUUUACGCCCACGGCCCCCAAGCCGGACAUUACAGGCCGCGUGCGGACCGCCGUGCCGGCUACGUCCGGGAACUGUUUCAAGUGCGGCAAGCCGGGCCAUUUCCAAGACAAAUGCCCGCUCAACCCCACCGUCAAGGAGAUUGACCGCGAAGCCCCUGAGGACGAAGAGCAGUGGGAGGAAGCAGUCGCCCACCAGUCGGAUGCGUCCCUGGAGGAAAACGACGAGGCCUAG